AGAAGGAAGUGAAGAAAAGAAACGACGCCGAUAAAUACGUUUUGUCAGUGAAAAGAGUGAAUUUAGGAUUGGUUGAUAAGGAAAAAUUAUAUUAUGAUUAUGGGAAAUACAUAAAUACUCUGAUUAAUAAUGAAAAUGACUCUAGCAAGACUUCUGUUUUAUAUAACCUUUGUAGCAGCGGCUACCCAAGUCUUUGGAGAUGACUUUAAAGAAGAAUUAUUCAUUAAACCCCUGUUACCGACACACCUUUACACGUAUUUCCAAUUCAUAACUCAAAUUCAGGAUGAAUCUUCAUUUGAACAUUCCCAUUUAUCUCCACGGUCCCUGGGUGAAAUAAUAUCACGUUUUCAUGUGGAGGAGCUGCACCUUACACUGACAGAGGGCCAAUGGAGGCACAACCAGUGGGGCUAUCCAGUCCAGGAUGCUGCUCCCGGCGCCGAACUAUACGCCUGGUUCUCCCAUGAUGUUGUUGACAUUGAUAAACAGUGGCGGGAGCUGAGCUCAACCCUCGCAGGUCUCUUCUGUGCUUCUUUGAACUUUAUACAAAACUUCAACACUGUCACACCACAAAUGGUCCUAUGGCCAUCGGGUGCAUUCAAACCUAACCAAAAUGUCACUUCACAACUGAGAUAUGCAUCUCUACCUAGAGAAAUAGUUUGUACAGAAAAUUUGACUCCGUGGAAGAAACUUUUGCCCUGUGAGUCAAGCCGUGGAUUUGCAUCAUUACUCAAUUCCAGGAUGAUCCACAACACCAAUUAUCAUUCCAUUGGAGUGCACUUCAGGAAAAUGUGCUCAAUAAAAGACUGUACACAAACCCACUUAGAAAUUAAACAGACAGUUGCUCUUGUGUAUGAUUAUAAUAUAAUUAAAAGUAGUGAUUGGUCAUUCCGUAAACUGUUUGGACAAGGCUUACCUGGUGCAUGUCCAUUAUCUACAAAAAGCACAAUAUAUGUUGAUGUAUCUUCAAAUGACACACAGCCGUUCCAGUUGCUGUCCCCACCAGACAAGACGGAAUUAUCCCAGCGAGGUGGCAGUCAGGUGAAGCUUGCAGUUUAUGAUGUAGAGCCCAAUGGUCAGAUGAUUAACAUUGGUGUUAAACAUAAUUCUAAUAGCAAAUUAGUUGUACCCGUUGCGCCUCCUUUAACUUUUACCCGAUAUGUGCUUGGUUAUGGAAAAGAAUUUGGUGGCAUUGUGACAGAGUUCACCAACAACUAUUGGUCUCCAAUAAACAUAGUAUUACUGGAAAAUGCUCCAUGGUGGCUGCCUAUACAGCUCAGUACACUAAGAGUUAACGGAGAAGCCGAAAGCAAGCUAGUCAAGUCACAGUACUACUCUCCAGGACGCAGCAGGCAGAAGCCGUACCACCUUGAACUAUUGCUAGCACUGCCUCCUAGAUCAACUACAACUGUCACCAUUGAUUUUGAGUUUGUCUUCCUGAAGUGGCAAGAAUACCCUCCUGAUGCAAACCACGGAUUCUACAUUGGAUCUGCUCUUGUAUCUGCUAACCUUCCAACUGCUAAGAAUUAUACCAGUCUGCCCAUCACUGGAAGCACAUUUGACUCUAUCAUCAAUGCUUCACAAUCUUGGUACCCCAUCGUAUUCCGGACUAACGGCGCCAUGGUGUCCCUCCCAACGCCUGACUUCAGUAUGCCCUACAAUGUCAUCUGCCUGGCUUGUACCGUGGUCGCACUGGCAUUCGGCCCUCUCCACAACAUCUCCACCAAGGAGCUUGUCCUUAAGCCCGUGGGCACGCCUAUGUCCCUCGCUCAAAAGGUCAUGAGCUUGUUUAAAAAGAAAAAGUAGUACUACAUUUAUUUAUUUUUGUAUAGACUGAUUAAUAAAUUACGUUUUCAAUAUACCAUUUUAUUUGUUAAGAGCCAAUCAACGUGCACACUAGCACCAUAGCUAAAAAACCGGCCAAGUGCGAGUCGGACUCGCGUUCCAAGGGUUCCGUAUAUUACACAAUUUUUAACAAUGUAUUUUUUAUGUGAAACGUGAGUGAAAUCUCUUUAAAAAAUCCGUAGGGGUCGGAUCAAAAACUGUAAUCAAGUCCGACUCACGCUUGACUGUACAUUUCUAAUAGGUUUUCCUUUCAUCUAUAGGUAAUUAGGUAUAGACCUAUUUUAUGUAUUUUUUUCAAAAUUUUAGUCCUAAUAGUUUCGGAGAUAAAGGGGGGGGGGGUGGUCAGGUGGUGGUUGAAUAACUUCAAGAAAAUAGGCAAAUUGUUACAUAUUUACUGUAACUUUGAAUUGACUUUUAAAUGAUGAUUUAUAAUGAUAAAUAUUUACUAACAUU
Molecule: messenger RNA, 2295 nt
Organism: Cydia fagiglandana
Lineage: Eukaryota; Metazoa; Arthropoda; Insecta; Lepidoptera; Tortricidae
Gene: PIG-T
Product: GPI transamidase component PIG-T
Exons: 3
Coding region: 130-1803 (557 amino acids)
Biological process (GO): attachment of GPI anchor to protein
Cellular component (GO): GPI-anchor transamidase complex
Source: RefSeq, a predicted model, not a curated record